AUGCCCAACGCACCCCCCCAGCCCGUCGCUGCCCCCGCCAGGCACCCCGCUUCCGCGCCAGCGCCCCGCGACGCGGACGCCGCGCCCUCUUUCGACGCCCUCCUCAGACACAUCCGCCAGGAGGUCGCCCGCGUGUUCCAGCUUCCCCCAGACUCUCGCGCGAAGGAGGAUCAGGCCAUCCUCUCGCUUGCUCACCGCGCGUUCGCUCGCUACGGUGCCGCCGACAAGGCCGCGCUCCCCCCGCCCCUCAAGCAAGUAGACGCCUACCUCAAGGGCCCCAACCAGAACGAGUCUCUCUCUCACUACCUCUAUGCGCGUCGCGCGGACCUCGCUCUCGACGACAUCGACUCCUCCGAUGGCGACGACAAAGACGGCGUCGGCGAGCCCUCUCCCGACGACGACAGAGACUCUGAUGAGGAUGCCAUCGGCUCCGAACACCCAAAGAGCCCCAGCUUGGGUCCGACUGCCAGUCUCGCCGGUACUGCGGGCAACACCACUGUCUCCAGUCCGGAGCCCCGGAGCACGGUCAGUGCGCCCGCUCAGCAGAAAGCAGACCAGAAGAAGUCCGCCUCUGCCUCCGCCUCCGCUUCCGCUGCGAAUGGAGUAGACCAUACCUUUACCGGCGACGACCGCUGCACCAACUGCAUAAUGCGUAACAACCCGACCUGCAUCGUCAACAGCAGCCGCCAGCGCUGCGACUCCUGCUUCAUGAAGCGCCACCGCUGCUCGAAGGUUCUCACGCCCCCCACUCGUCCCUCCCGCGAGACAAAGUCCGCGUCGGUGAAGGGUAAAGGCCCAGGAGACGCACCAGCGGACGCGAACGGAGACAGCGCAAGCGCGCGCGCGCCCAAGCGUAAGCGCACGGCCAUCGAGGAAGACACCAAACGCAACGAGUCCGCCGCGAAACGUCCUGCGCGCCCCCAGCGCCCCGCCGCUGCCGCUGCUUCCUCGGCUGCGGGCACCUCCGCAUCUGCGUCUGCGCCAGUUCAGCGGCCCCCGGCUCCGAAGAAGCCCCCCAUGCAGAAUGGCAAUGCGGCCGCAUCUUCGAGCAACGCCCAGAACCUCUCGCUCGCAGCGCUCGCCGCAUCAGCAUCACGGGCUGCCCGUGCACCCACUAACACCGUGCCCGCGCACAACUCGCGGCACCAGUACUACCAGGAGAAACUUCAGGUCAUCUCCGGCAUCUUGGGCAUGGUCCAGACAGCCGUGAAGGAGCUGCAGGACCAGGUGAACGCUGAUGCAGCUGCUGGGCGCUGAAGCAGAGGCACGGUCGUGCAUAGGCGAAGUAACCAUGCACGCAUGGCAAGAUGCUUCACAGCUCAUGUCGGCUAGCUGUAGCCCCCCUCCCUCCCUCCCUCCCCUUGCCCCAUACACACAAAGUUUAGUCGUGUGCCGCUACCAUGCGCUUCACUGGAGCACGCGGAAAACGCGCCAUUAUGUCGAAUGUUUUCUUUGCUUUCGCCGCCGACCCACCACUGCCCCGAGCUCGUACUAUUUGGUGUAUACUGUACUGUAGUGCUGCUGUUGCUGCCCGCUGCCGCUGCUUGUGUUCUGUCCUAGCUCGCCUACUACUCCGUCUCUCCGUCCCCAUGCCCGUGCCAACCCUGACUGGACUCAGACUCGGUUCUCUCUCUCUCCCCUCAUAUUACACGUGUCCCUGCUUGUGUAAAAGCGGCGUCAUAGAUGCGCGUGCCAACUAAUGCCUCACCGGCGACGGUUGCGCAUGCAUGUCUGCCGCUCCUGCUGCUCUGGAAAUAAUGUUCGUGUUCUCUUUGCCGGUCUCCCUCUCCGUCUCUCUCGUCCGUCCGUCCGUCCGUCCGUCCGUCGCCCCCUCGUGCCUCGUCUACCGUCUGCCUAUUAUUCAUCACGUCCCAUGAGUCUGUCCUGUCGUUGGCCUGUCAAUAUUGUAUAGCCUGACUUAUUCC
Dichomitus squalens LYAD-421 SS1 is the source of this 1925-nucleotide messenger RNA. RefSeq lists its product as uncharacterized. The transcript is spliced from 6 exons. The record is from RefSeq and is a predicted model, not a curated record. NCBI's taxonomy places the organism in Eukaryota, Fungi, Basidiomycota, Agaricomycetes, Polyporales, Polyporaceae. The coding region runs from base 1 to 1257 and encodes 418 amino acids.